AUGACAACAGAGGUCUGCAGCAGCGACUUUGGCGUGGUUCUGCAAGAUGAUGUUCACCGUGAUACACGCGUCCAGGUUCCGGUCAGCAACAUUGAUGCAAAAAAUUACCUGACCAACACAAUUGAUUGGAAGGCUUCUGCUGGCCUAUGGGUCGCCGGUGUGCUAGGGGAACUGGGGAUCCAGGGGAGGAUGUACAUAUCCCCUACUAAUAGUUGUGCCUAUGUUGUCCAUGGUGUCACUAGCAUCGCAACCAACAACAGGGUUGCCGGAGGAUGGAAGAUUGUAUCUACCGGUGGAUUAGGGUUUGCGCUGCCGGUUCUUUUGUCCCUCCAGAGCAUCUUCGGCGUCAGCGUCGGCUUCGGUGGUGGCGCGGGUGUCGGAACUGCUUUUGUGAGGUAUAUAUCUUACUCCUACCUUGAGAAAUCGGGUUGGAGUUCUUCUGCUGGUGUCGCUUUGCUGCUUGGUGAUUCGGAGUCGCCAGCAGUUCUUGGGGUGCCAGAUCUCCUUCGUCUCGGCGAUGGAAUUGGACGUUCAAUGAUUCAAGCAUACAUCGAUUUCUUCGGUGUGCCACUUGCUGCUAAGGAUGGUUUCAAAAAACUAGAUGUGGCUUCUUCUGAAGCUUCUUCGUCGAGCUGGAGUUCAGCUUCAAGUCGCAAGUUCCGCGUUCCUUUCUUUCAGGGAGAGAGUGGCGGGCGGCGGCUCCGGUCACCAGCAGCGAGGAUCACCGGGGAUAUGUUACAAGGACUUGUUUGUAAUUGUUUUUCUUUUAGGUUUGUUCUUGUAACUUCUGAAUGUAAACUCAUUCGUGGAGGAUAA
Panicum virgatum (switchgrass) is the source of this 816-nucleotide messenger RNA. RefSeq lists its product as uncharacterized. The transcript is spliced from 3 exons. NCBI's taxonomy places the organism in Eukaryota, Viridiplantae, Streptophyta, Magnoliopsida, Poales, Poaceae. The record is from RefSeq and is a predicted model, not a curated record. The coding region runs from base 1 to 816 and encodes 271 amino acids.